AGUCGAUUAAAAUCAUCAAAAUAAUCAUCCUUAUACUUGACACAAAACAUGUUUUAAUAAUUGUGAUCUGUUGACACAACAGUGCUUGAAAUAAAAAGUUGUGUAAAGUUUAGUUUACUCAAAAGAGAAAUGUAAUGAAGAUAUGAUUGCAUGGGAGCAUGCAGUAUUGAAUUUAUAAAAUCGGGUUUGGGGGAAUCAUGUAUAUGUUUCGGAGCAUUUGUCACUGUCUGAUUAUCGACAAUGGACAUUUUUUUACCCCUUUUCAUUAAAUAAUCCAAAAAAUCUAAUCCGUAGUGCUGUUUAAUAGAUUGUCAUUUGUCACUCAUUACUAAAUACAGAAUGAUAAUGAUAGGUUCAUGGUUGUGUCCAUAGUUCUAUUAAAAUUCGGAGUAGUGUCGAGAGGACCUGGUUUUGAUUAAAGAUGGAGGAAGAUGUAAAGGAGAGAUUGUUGUCAAGAAGACGUUCAGCAGCAUUGAAGUCUUUUAAAGUCAAAGAUGAACGAGUAGCCACUGUCAAAAAGGUCGCUGCUAUUUUGCAAAAACCUGAAGAAAGCCGGUCACCUGAAGAAAAUGAGAUUUUAGUGUCGUGCGGUGACAUCGUUAAAGAGGUUAACUUAAGACAGAAGAAAAGAGACCGAGUGAAAGCAAGACUGGAGGAAAUCGAAGAUGCGCCAGAGAUUUUGGAAGAAAAAUGUAUGCGGCUAGCAGCUGCGAUUAGUCGAGCAACGUCUCUUGCAGUUUAUACAGGUGCUGGCAUCAGUACGGCUGCUUCUAUUCCAGAUUACAGAGGUACUAAUGGUGUUUGGACAAGAAUGCAACAAGGGAAAGAUAUUGGGAACCACGACUUGAGCCAAGCCGAGCCGACCGUAACCCACAUGGCUUUAUACGCUCUGUACAAGGCGCGCGUUCUAAAGCACAUAGUAUCUCAAAACUGCGAUGGUCUACAUCUUCGAAGCGGCAUUCCGCGAUCCUUGCUGUCCGAAGUUCAUGGCAACAUGUAUGUGGAGGUUUGCAAGACCUGCAAACCUUCUCGAGAAUACUGGCGACUUUUUGACGUAACUGAGAAGACCGCCAGAUACUCUCACGGUACGGGUAGAAUAUGUCACAAAUGUAAUUCCACGCUUCAAGACUCGAUCGUUCAUUUCGGUGAGCGGGGAAAUUUACUGUGGCCAAUUAACUGGAGCGGAGCCUCCAGGGCAGCAAAACAAGCCGACGUCAUCCUCUGCCUCGGUUCUAGUUUAAAAGUUCUCAAAAAAUACCCCUGGCUCUGGCAGAUGGACAGACCAAUGCAUAAGAGAUCUUCCUUGUACAUCGUGAACUUACAGUGGACUCCCAAAGAUGAGAAUGCAACUCUAAAAAUCAAUGGGAAGUGUGACGAAGUCAUGAGAAAAGUAAUGUUGCAUCUAGGCAUAAAGAUUCCCGAAUACAACCGAGGGAAAGAUCCAAUUUUUCACCAUGCGAUACGGCUGCAGAAUGUCGAGCAGUCGACGACAACGCAGCCAUUACUUGAGGAACCUGUUUCUUCUAUGGAGAAGAGUUUAAUAGUUGUUGAAGAAGAGGAACCGGAAGUCAUCAAAGUCGAGCCAAAAUCUGAAACAGAUUGUGUAUCUCAAAUCACGUUGACCGAACCGAUGACUGCCUAUCCUGCUCCCUUUUUUGCUGCCCUGCCCUUCCUUUCCAUGGGAUUGCCAUUCCCUCCGAUGUAUAUGUAUCCACAACUUUCUCCCUUUCUUUACUAUCCCUUUAUUCAAGUACCAGCGAUAUCAACGGAAACCUUGAAACCAAAACCUGCUUGUACGUUUUGCAUGGAAAACGAAGGUUCUCUUACGUGUUUGUAUUAUCAGCGAGAUGGAGAUGAUCCAGUUACGAUGGACGCUCUUCCACAGGAAACAGAAACGGAAAUGGAGAAUAAUUCUUCGCUGGAACAAAUCCAGGAGGCGGAGGCUAUGUCAUUAGACGCAAAUGCCCCCAUAUCAACUGCCAAAAAUCCUGGGUGGUUUGGCAAAGGAUAUCGAAAGGGGUUGAAAAAGAAACGGUAGCAUUCACCCCAUUUUGUCAAGUCACACAAAAGUCUUUUAACUUUAAAUUUUUCUUUAAUCUUCUGAAGCAAGACUUUCAAGUCACGUUUUGAAACUCAAGGUUCUGUGCUUAAAGGUACAGCUCAUCAGCAUUGCUUGAAAACAAAAUUAUUGACGAUUCUCUUUGAGAAGAUUGAAACAUUGAGAUUAAUUCACUCUCUUUUAAUACAUUAAGUGGAAAGUUCCCUUCAGAAUGUACGAAAACCAUCGCACCCUUUCUCUAAUUUUAUUCUCAAAAGUUGCUUAUUUUUUCAUGAAAUUUAUCCAAUUUUAAUUUGGAAAUAACAUCUAUGAAUUUAGACCACUUUCUUUGAUAAAAGAAUGAAAUUUGCUAGAACGGCUUUCGUACGAUUUUGUCUAGAGCGAAGAUGAGGACAUUUCUAAAACAUUUUUUGUUUUUACUUUGCUGACAAUCAAACUUGAUUAAACUAGUUUUUAAAUCUUGCUAACCUAAGUCUAUCGUGGAAUAAGUGUGAGAUUUUUUUAUUAUAAUGGAAUUUGGUAAGUACCUUGAUACAAAAACUUAAAAAUAUUCGUGAGCUAAUAAUUAGGGAACAUUUUAUGCAGAAAACUUUAAAUUGAUGCUAAAAAAUGGGUUCCAUAAAAAAUAACUCAAGUAAAACGAAUGGGAAAGAAUUUAUGGAGGAAGCCAAUACCAAUUGUUUAUUAAAUUGUUUAAUCUUGAGAUAUAACUUUAUUGCUCAAAGGUAUACCAAAUGGCAUCUAUAUAAAACUGUCUAACUCUGAAAAAUGACUGAAAUUGGAUUCUUGAGUCAUUUUUUAUUUUAAAAAAGUAAGAUAGAACCCCAUGGUUCUAAGGUCAUGAUAUCGUGGAGGUACUAAUUUUAGUCAUUGCAA
This is a messenger RNA of Belonocnema kinseyi, 2935 nucleotides long. It is a transcript of the gene Sirt7, whose product is annotated as NAD-dependent protein deacetylase sirtuin-7. NCBI's taxonomy places the organism in Eukaryota, Metazoa, Arthropoda, Insecta, Hymenoptera, Cynipidae. The record is from RefSeq and is a predicted model, not a curated record. Bases 422 to 2038 code for a protein of 538 amino acids. The transcript is spliced from 4 exons. Gene Ontology annotation, molecular function: NAD+ binding.